AAUAAAUUUGGCUCCUUUAUAAAUAUCACCUUUUUUCUUAUAGCUGUUACAUAGUGUGUUAAGCCUCGCCGACUCGGUUGCUAUCAGCGAGUGAGAGUGAGUGAGUGGUUCUCUUGCAGCAACAAGGUUUAGUGACACCAAACAGACUGGAAAUGGGUCGUGGGGUCAGUGCUGGUGGUGGACAGAGUUCCUUGGAUUAUCUCUUUGGCAGUGGGGUACCUGCCAGCAGUGCAAAUGGUGCUCGCACUCAAAAUGCAAGUGCUCCUUCACCACCGGUUGAUAAGCAAAGUCCAGCACCAGCAGCAGCAGCAGCACCUGCACCUGCAGCAGCAGCAGCACCAGCACCUGCACCAGCACCAGCACCAGCACCAGCUGAUAAGCAAAUUCCAGCUGGAAUUCCUGGAAGUCUCAAAAACAAUUACCAUCGCGCUGAUGGGCAAAACUGUGGCAACUUUCUCACUGAUCGGCCAUCUACCAAGGUUCAUGCUGCCCCGGGUGGUGGAUCUUCCUUGCAUUACCUCUUUGGUGGUCCUCCAGGGAACUGAUUCAUACCUACCAUGUGAUGUAUCAUGUGUAAAAUGGAUAGUGUUGCAUUGUGUUUAGACCAGUGGACUUUGUUUCUUGUUCAAUUGAAUCUCUUGACAAUGUUGGUGUGGCUUGAUGGCCAAACUAAGCUGAUUCAUAGGUUUGUUGUUCUGUGUUAUUGUGUGGGUUUCGAUUAAUGAAAUUUACUGUGCGAAUGAGCUAAAGUGGCUCAUAAAUGUUCUCUUAUCUUUAUUAUUGUGUUCAUUUCAUGAUGCUGACUUUAUUGAAAUGACCCUGGGGAUCAUAUAUAGCAUUGGUCUUGUUCCAUGUGAUGGAAUUAUUAAGUAAAGCAGCAUUGGUCUUGUUAGUUUUCUUUGUUUCUAGAAAUGUACGAGAGUAUUUGGUUUUUACUCAUUUCUACUUCUCAAUGCAAUUAUUAAGUAAAGCAGCAUUGGUCU
Molecule: messenger RNA, 983 nt
Organism: Glycine soja
Lineage: Eukaryota; Viridiplantae; Streptophyta; Magnoliopsida; Fabales; Fabaceae
Product: protein SPIRAL1-like 1
Exons: 3
Coding region: 153-545 (130 amino acids)
Biological process (GO): cortical microtubule organization
Cellular component (GO): cortical microtubule, transverse to long axis
Source: RefSeq, a predicted model, not a curated record